AUGUCAGCAGAAGACAACCACGACAUCGCCAUCGGCGCCCAAACCGCAGACGAAGAACGAGGUAUCAAGAUGGAAAAAUUCUCUGAAGAAGAUGUUCCCGAAGAAAAUGUCACCGCCCAAGACACUCCCAGCAAGCAACGAGUCGUGAUUAUCCUAAUCGGAUUAGGGUUAUCUGUCUUCCUUGCUGCGCUUGAUAUCACCAUCGUUUCCACCGCUUUGCCCAAGAUAGUCGCUUUCUUCGAAGCCUCUGAUUCCGCCUACUCAUGGAUCGCAUCAUCUUAUCUAUUGGCAAAUGCUUCAUCCGUUGGUCUCUGGGGAAGACUGAGCGAUAUCUGGGGUCGAAAGCCUAUUCUUAGCAUCGCCAUCAUACUUUUCCUAGGCGGAAGUCUAAUUUGUGCCCUGGCGAUCAAUGUCAACAUGUUGAUCGCCGGUCGUGCCUUGCAGGGUGUGGGUAGUGGUGGUAUCACCGUAAUGGCAAACGUUUGUGUCUCCGACCUAUUUGACGUUCAAAGGCGCUCUGCCUACCUGGGCAUUUUUGGUGCGACAUGGGCCAUUGCCGGUGCCGUAGGACCCAUCAUUGGCGGUGCUUUUACAUCAUAUGUCACUUGGAGAUGGUGCUUCUAUAUCAACUUGCCUGUUGGCGGUGUUGCUUUCCUUUUCCUGCUCUUCUUCCUGAAGAUCGAUACCACGAAGAAGACGCUCGUGGACGGCCUCGCAUCAAUCGACUGGAUAGGCGUGGGCCUCGUCAUUGCCGGAACUAUCAUGCUUCUCCUCGGAUUGGAAUUUGGAGGAGACCAAUUCGCCUGGUCCUCGGCCACUUGUAUUUGUCUGAUCGUGUUUGGAGUUGUCGCCUUGAUUCUCUUCGGCAUUUAUGAGCAGUUUCCUUCUUCCCCGAUUAUCCCGCUGGCCGUUUUUAACAACUGGCAAAACAUUGCUCUCCUUGUCGUGAACUUCUGUCAUGGGGCCGUCUUCAUUGGUGGCUGCUUCUACCUCCCCGUGUAUCUACAAAACGUGCUCCUCGAAAGCUCGAUCAUGAGCGGUGUGCUUCUUCUACCUUUGGUCAGUGCACUGGCUAUUUCAUCCGGCCUAGCAGGCUGGUACCUGCGCGCAACUGGACGCUUCCGGGAGGUCAUCAUCUUUGGCAUGUUCUUCACGACUCUCGGAUACGGUCUAUACUUGGACUUGAAACCAUACGCAUCCUGGGCGCGUAUCGUGCUCUACCAGAUGAUCGUUGGUGUUGGACUGGGACCAAACUUCCAAGCAACUCUGAUUGCCCUCCAGGCUAAUGUGAAGACUUCAGAGAUGAGUCAGGCUACGGCUGCCUUUUCCCUUGUUCGACAACUGGCAGCCUCCAUAUCUGUGGUUGCCGGAACGGUCAUCUAUAAUCACGAAGUUGCAGUGAGGAAGGCCAGAUUGGUAGCAGCUUUGGGGUAUGAAUUCGGAACAGAAAUUGUUGUUGCAUCCACUGCCACGGCUAGUAUCACCAAGGAGCUACCUGUUGAUGAGCGACAAGUCGUUUUUGACGUCAUCAACAAGGGCCUUUCGUAUGUUUGGCUUUUCUAUCUCUGCGUUUCGGCCGCUGGUCUGAUUCUUGCAUGCACAUUGAGAAACCUCCACAAACAAUCGUCCUGA
Molecule: messenger RNA, 1632 nt
Organism: Penicillium verhagenii
Lineage: Eukaryota; Fungi; Ascomycota; Eurotiomycetes; Eurotiales; Aspergillaceae
Product: MDR family MFS transporter
Exons: 4
Coding region: 1-1632 (543 amino acids)
Biological process (GO): transmembrane transport
Molecular function (GO): transmembrane transporter activity
Source: RefSeq, a predicted model, not a curated record